This is a messenger RNA of Aspergillus affinis, 615 nucleotides long. RefSeq lists its product as uncharacterized. Bases 1 to 615 code for a protein of 204 amino acids. The record is from RefSeq and is a predicted model, not a curated record. Lineage: Eukaryota; Fungi; Ascomycota; Eurotiomycetes; Eurotiales; Aspergillaceae. The transcript has a single exon.
AUGCAACUUUGUCGUCUCAUGUUCAACAAGCCCGGAAGUAAACACCAUAGUGCCGUGACUUUGUCGCUGUUCGAGUACGACGAAAACCGCCUUGCUCCAUGCCGAACGCUUGCUGAACAGCUGAUGGAGAGCGAACCUUUUCAAUGGCUCCUUGCCGACGCACCUUUCGUGUUCAAUCAAGAGUGGCGGAUAAUUUCUUUUUCUAGGGUUAUUGAUUUCGCCGCCGGUGUAAUCGCCCAAGUAGAGGCUGCAUACGGGGGCCAUACCGUGUUUUACCGUCUCCCUGAGCUGGAGGCUGCGUACAGCCAAAACAGGUGCGACGUCAUGGGCCAUAUGAAACUGCACGAAUUUAACUGCGGACCCGACGAGGAGACCAACUUUGAGGGACGACGCCUCGUGCUUAUUGUUCGCCCGGCAAUCGCUACUAUGCUUUCGCCGAUGCGUAAAUGGUUUGGCCAUGAUAAUAAAACCCUCGAAUUCAUUGGUCCCGCAAUGGUUCUGGCCGGGCGUGAAGUACCGGUCAGUGAAAGGGACAUCAAGAAAGACGAUGGGAAUAGUGAGGCCGGUGAAAGCAACGUCUCGGGCCCCAAGGCAGAGGGCAAGAAGCGUAAAUAG